Brassica oleracea var. oleracea is the source of this 2365-nucleotide messenger RNA. RefSeq names its product 1,8-cineole synthase 1, chloroplastic. Gene Ontology annotation, biological process: diterpenoid biosynthetic process. Gene Ontology annotation, molecular function: terpene synthase activity; magnesium ion binding. The record is from RefSeq and is a predicted model, not a curated record. NCBI's taxonomy places the organism in Eukaryota, Viridiplantae, Streptophyta, Magnoliopsida, Brassicales, Brassicaceae.
CUUAAGUCUAAAUACAUGGCUAGUUUAUAUAUGACAUCAGCUCUUAUUUACCAAAAUGUUAUUACCCAUAAUAACUUCCGUCUUCCAAGUUUCAUAUGCAGAUCCAUGACCAAAAUGACGCCGGAUAAUGUUUCUGUUGAUGUCCGCCGUCGACGCUCCGGCAACUAUCAGCCUUCUCCUUGGGACCAUAGCUAUCUCCUCUCUAUCAAUAAUAAAUAUGCGAAAGAUCAAGAGAAAGUGAUGGCUAGAGAUUCGUUGAAGGAAAAAGUGAGGAAGAUGCUUGGUGCUGAGACAAGGAGUCGUCUCGAGCAAUUAGAGCUCAUAGACGUGCAAAAACUUGGCAUUUCAUAUCAUUUUGAGGUAGAAAUAAAUAACAUUUUAAUGGAGUUUCAUCAUCAAAAUGGAAGAAGCAUCAGGAAAUAUGACAAAGAAGAAGAUUUGCAUGCAACGUCCCUCGAAAUCCGACUACUUAGACAACAUGGUUUUCAUGUAUCAGAAGAUAUAUUUGAUGUGAUAAUCGAAAAAAUAGAAAGUGAAACGUUCAAGGGUGACGAUAUAAAUAGUAUCAUAUCUUUGUAUGAAGCGUCAUAUCUCUCCACGAAAUCGGAUACUAAAUUGCGUGAAGUCAUCAGACCUUUUGCGACAGAACAAAUAAGAAAAUUUGUUGAUAGUGGUCAUGAUGGUGAAACAUGCAACCUUGAGGUACGUGAGAGGGCGAUUCAUGCGCUAGAAAUGCCGUACCAUUGGAGAAUGAGAAGGCUAGAAACGAGAUGGUACAUAGCUGUGUACGAGAAGAAACAUGACAUGAAUAUUGUCUUGCUCGAAUUUGCAAAAAUCGAUUUCAAUAUCGUACAAAUUGCUCAUCAAGAAGAUCUCAAAUACGUUUCCAGCUGGUGGAAGGAAACAUGUUUGGUUAACCAACUUCCUUUUGUAAGAGACAGAAUAGUCGAGAAUUAUUUUUGGACCGUUGGAUUAAUAUAUGAACCUCAAUUUGGAAAUAUACGACGGAUCAUGAGUAUAGUCAAUGCACUUGUUACAACCAUUGACGACAUUUACGAUAUAUAUGGCACUCUUGAAGAGCUUGAACUUUUCACUGACUUGGGUGAUAAUUGGGAUGUAAAUCGUCUUGAUGAGCUACCCGAGUACAUGAGGUUGUGUUUUCUUAUUCUGUUCAAUGAAAUCAACAGCAUUGGAUGUGACAUUCUCAAAUAUAAAAAUAUUGACGUCAUCCCUUUUCUAAAAAAAUCGUGGGCAGAUUUAUGUAAUACAUGUCUAGUUGAAACAAAGUGGUACAAAAAAGGAUACAAACCAAGCGUGGAAGAAUACAUGCAAAAUGCUUGGAUUUCAAUUUCUGCCCCAACAAUAUUGAUUCACUUUUACUGCAUUUUCUCUGACCAAAUAUCGGUUCAAAUCUUGGAAAGUUUGUCUCAACACCGUCAAGAAAUUGUCCGAUGCGCGGCCACCAUCCUUCGUCUGGCUAAUGACCUUGGAACUUCGCCGGAUGAAUUGGCGAGAGGAGACGUUCUCAAAUCUGCCCAGUGUUACAUGCACGAGACGGGAGCGUCGGAGGAAGAGGCACAUGCACACGUGCAGCAGAUGAUCCGUGACACGUGGGAUGAAAUGAACUCCGAAACAAAAACGGCACGCACUAUAUCGUUACUGUCUCGAGGUUUUUUGGAAGCCGCAGUUAACCUGGCACGCAUGUCGCAGUGCAUGUACCAAUACGGCGAUGGUCAUGGAUGUCCCGACAAAGCGAAAACCGUUGAGCGUGUCACGUCCUUGCUUGUUAAUCCGGUCCCAUUAGAUGGACUUAAUUAAAACUAAACUUAUAUUUUUAAACCAAUCCUACUUUAUGCAACUGAGACAAUGACUUAAAUUAGCUUGGGGAUUACACUGUCAAUACACUGAGAAUCAACACAAACAAAAAGACAAUGGAACGAUGCAUAUAUGAAUCUCUUUUCGGCUACAAUGAAGACAGUAAAAUUACACAAAACAAAGAAACAUAGCUAAUCAAAAGCAACAUGAAUUUAAAUCACAAGAUUCACAAUCAUCACCAAAGUUAUAUCUCUUCUUUCCUAUGACCUUCCAGAAUCUUAAGUUCUUAACUAUGCACUAACAAGAACACAAAAAACUGAAUCGGCCUACUUGCAAAGUCUACAUUGACAAAACUUCUAUGUUCCAAAGAAAUCAAGAAUGAAGACUGUGCAAUGAAAAAAUGCUCACAAAAUCCAAUGAAAAGGUCUUAACUUUUUUUUUUGUAACACAUGAAAAGGUUAACUUAAUCACUAUUUCCCUUGCAGUCUGACCUUAGUCACCAUGACUUCGUAAACCUAAAGACCUCUACCGCGCUAUUAACAAAUAAAAA